Molecule: messenger RNA, 2657 nt
Organism: Sebastes umbrosus (honeycomb rockfish)
Lineage: Eukaryota; Metazoa; Chordata; Actinopteri; Perciformes; Sebastidae
Gene: slc68a1a
Product: major facilitator superfamily domain containing 13A
Exons: 9
Coding region: 263-1795 (510 amino acids)
Source: RefSeq, a predicted model, not a curated record
GGUCGUCACAGCUGUGUGUGUGACUGUAGUUGCCAUGACGUGGUGUGUCUCCACCGGGCUGUUGGUCUCUGCUGCUCCUCUUCCACUGAUCACACUCAGAGAGAUCAACAGCUUCCUCUCGACAACAAACACCAUUACUCGGUCUGGUUAACGGCUCUUUAUGUCGGCGAUGAUGAGGUGGUGACACUGGGUCGGCCAGGCCGUGAGAUGAUUACAGCUUGGCGCAGAGAAAAGACGGAGCAGUGUGAUUGAGAAAGAAGAAAUGGGCAGGAGCACCUGGGGCUGCUGGCAAAGCGUCGUCUCUACUGCAGUGCUCUACGGCUCUUUGGCCUUGUUUACCUCCAUCCUCCACAAUGUGUUCCUCCUUUACUACGUGGAGACAUUCGUGUCCAUCUAUAAGAUUGAUAAAGUCUCCUUCUGGGUGGGAGAGACAGUGUUCCUAAUAUGGAACAGUUGUAAUGACCCUCUCUUUGGCUGGCUGAGUGAUCGCGCCUUCCUCAACUCUCCUCAGUCAGGCUCUCAGAUCACAACUCCAGAGGUGGUGCUGAAGCGCCUGAAGGCCCUCUCCACAAAUGGCCCCCUCUUCGCUCUGUCCUUCCUGGCCUUCUGGGUGGCGUGGGCCAGUCCGGGGCUGCAGUUCAUACUGUGCCUGUGUCUGUACGAUGGUUUCCUCACAAUGGUGGACCUCCACCACAGCGCCCUGCUGGCGGACCUCGCUGUGUCCACCACCGAUCGCAACCGCCUCAACUUCCACUGCUCCGUGUUCAGCGCUUUGGGCUCAUUCUCCGUAUUCCUGUCUUACUCCUUCUGGGACAAGGGGGAUUUCUACUCCUUCCGUCUCUUCUGUGUGACUCUUGCAGCUUUUUCCAUCUUGGGCUUUUUCUCAGUGUCUCGAUUGCUACAGCGUCGUUUCCAGAAGGAAGUCCGUCCAAGACAGGAUGAGGCACAGACACUCAAAGAGCUGAGUGUUGGCCAAGCUCCACUUACCCACCCAGAAAACCCUGUCACCAUCGGACAGUACCUCAAGCAGCUCUCCAAACAUAGGAACUUCCUGUGGUUUGUGUCAAUGAACCUCAUUCAGGUGUUUCACUGCCAUUUCAACAGCAACUUCUUCCCUCUUUUCCUGGAACAUCUCCUGUCUGAUAAUAUUACUGCCUCUACAGGUUCAAUCUUACUCGGCAUCUCUUACAUUGCCCCCCACCUGAACAACCUGUAUUUCCUGACACUGUGCCAGCGUUACGGGGUUUACCAGGUUAUCCGCUGGCUAUUUAUGCUCAAACUGGGACUUAGUGUGGCUAUGCUGGUGGCAGGGGCUGACCACAUUUAUCUGCUGUGCAUCUUCAUUGCUAGUAACCGGGUGUUUACAGAAGGGACGUGCAAGCUGCUGAAACUGGUUAUUUCCGAUCUGGUGGACGAGGACUUUGUGGUGAAUCGACGUCCGCAGGCCGCUUCUGCUCUCCUCUUCGGGAUGGUGGCCUUGUUGACCAAACCUGGGCAGACGUUCGCCCCUCUUAUUGGCACCUGGCUGCUGUGUGCUUACACAGGUUAUGAUAUUUUUGAGAGGCAACCCGUGAAGGACUCUCUGGUUUCCAUGCCUGAAGUUGCCUCCGGCUCAGGGACUCCGCCGCUACGCCUGGGCUGCUUCUACAUGGUGGUGUUUGUGCCUAUCACCUGUGCCCUGCUCCAGCUGGCCGCCUGGUCUCGCUUCACCCUUCACGGCCGCAAACUGCAAGGGAUCAAGACCCUAAGGCAAGGGGCCCAGAAUGGCCAACUUAUCGAUGUCAAGGCCAUAUGAACUGAAUAGAGCUGCCGUGAAGCUGCACACAGACACUUUUAAAAUGGUCGGUUUUUACAAUCCCCUUUGUGCAGCCCAGCCUUGUGCGCGAGAAUAUAAACCACUACACAACAAUGUGGCUUUGUGGACAGUGAAAGAUGCACAAUAGGCUGACAAAUCCAACUGGGGCAAACAUGAAUAAAAAUAUGAAACCUGCCUUAUUUUUAUAUUAAAAUAUUUUGAUCUAUAUUUAUAUUUGAACAGAUGACCAAAAGAUAAAGUAGAACCAAUCAAUCCUUUUGGAUGUAGACGGACCAAGGUGACAACUUUACAUGGUGUGCGCCAAAGAUUGGGUGCCCUCUUUUUAAAUGGUUUGUGAAGCAUAAUUCUGGAGUACAGUCUGAACGCCACAGCUGCUAAAAUGAUUCAUCAGUAACAUCAGCCUGAUUUUAAAAAACAGGAGGAGGGGAGGAUAACAACAGAUUUCCAUUUCUGAUUUCUGAAGCUAUUAACAAGAUGAAGAACAUGAAAUAAACUUGCAUUAAUGUGUUCAGAGUGCUAUUAAUACUGCAUGGAAUCCACUUCCAGUUGUUUUACUGUCUCUUUACAUUUACACAGAAUGCCCUGCCAGUUUGAUGUAAAGAAUUGUAUUUUCUGAUAACGUACAGUAUUGAUGAUGUUUUUGCACAAAACUGCCAUUUGUCUGUUGUACUUCUAACAUUCUGAUUGUGACAUAUUUUGUGUACGCUAAUGUUUAAAAUCUGAAUUGGGAAAUGAUGCUGGUAACCAUAUUUAUCAGUUCACUUUUGUAAUUUUUCAAAUUAUACAAAGAAUGGGUGGCACUACCACAAAUAAACCUCAUCUAUGUUGAAAGUCAACCAAA